Molecule: messenger RNA, 1547 nt
Organism: Lasiosphaeria miniovina
Lineage: Eukaryota; Fungi; Ascomycota; Sordariomycetes; Sordariales; Lasiosphaeriaceae
Product: glycoside hydrolase superfamily
Exons: 7
Coding region: 24-1457 (477 amino acids)
Biological process (GO): glucan catabolic process
Cellular component (GO): extracellular region; cell surface
Molecular function (GO): beta-glucosidase activity
Source: RefSeq, a predicted model, not a curated record
UUGUGUCAGCACAAAGCCCACUGAUGGCUCUCCGAGCGCCGAAAGCGUGUCUUCGGGUCCAGGGGACUGACAUUGCGGACUCGGACGGAAAUCGUGUUAUUCUCAAAGGAUGUGCCACGGGCGGCCACACCAACAUGGAGAACUUCAUCACGGGCUACCCCGGCCACGAGACCGAGAUGCGGGCGGCAAUGCUGCGGGUGCUAGGCCGCGAGAAGUACGACUUCUUCUUUGACAAGUUUCUGGAGUACUUCUUCACGUCGUCAGACGCCAAGUUCCUGGCGUCACUGGGCAUCAACUGCGUCCGAAUCCCCAUCAACUACCGCUACUUCAUGGACGACCUCAACCCGUCAGUCAUCAAACCCGAGGGGUUCAAGCUCGUCGACCGCAUCGUCGACGCCUGUGCCGCCGAGGGCCUCUACACCAUCUUGGACAUGCACACCUUCCCCGGCGGGCAGAAUCAAGGCUGGCACUGCGACACCGGCAUCCACAAGGCCCUGUUUUGGGAAUUCAAGGAUCUCCAGGACCGCAUGGUCAACCUCUGGGUCGAGAUUGCAAAGCACUAUCGGGGGAAUACCUGGGUAGCAGGCUACAACCCCAUGAACGAGCCGGGCGACCCGGACCACGUCAACCUGCAGGCCUUUUACCGGCGCGUCGAGAAGGCGAUCCGCGAGGUCGACGCACACCACAUGCUCUUCCUCGACGGCAACACGUACGCCAUGGACUUUAGCGCCUUCAAAGAGGUGCUGCCAAACUGCGUCUACGCCAUCCACGACUACGCCACCAUGGGCUUCCCGGCGGGCGAGCCCUACGUCGGCUCGCCGGCGCAGAAGGAAAGGCUGCAGAAGUCGUACGAGAGAAAGGUCGAGUUCAUGAAAGCCCACGGCGUUCCGAUCUGGAACGGGGAGUUUGGGCCCGUGUACGCCAGCGCGGACUACGCGGACCACGAGAAGAUCAACGGCCAACGCUACGAUCUGCUUGGGCAGCAGUUAACCAUCUACCGGAAGGACCAGAUCAGCUGGAGCAUCUGGCUGUACAAGGACAUUGGCUUUAUGGGCAUGGUCUACGCCGACCCCGACUCGCCGUACGUGCAGCUGCUGAAGCCGUUCCUGGCCAAGAAGAAGCGGCUAGGGCUUGACAAAUGGGGACGGGAUGACGGCGCGAACCCCAAGGUGGCGAGCGUGUAUGCGCCCGUGAUACAGCACUUCCGCGACGAGAUCCCCGCCGAGUUUGUUGAUGGCCGCUAUCCGCAGGUGUGGCGCGUCGAGGGCCACAUCCACCGCGUGCUGCGCGAGACGCUAUUCAGCGAGAUCAUGUGCGGCGAGUACGCGAGCUACUUUGCCGACAAAACCCUCGAAGAGCUCGACGCGCUCGCCGCCUCGUUCAAGCUCGAGAACUGUGCCAAGCGGGACGGGCUAAACGAGAUUCUGAGGAAGGACGCGGCCGUGAAAGGGGCUUGAGGGGGGAAAGCUGAAUCAUUUUGAUAACGCCUUUUGAUUGUCCUCUAACCUAACCAACCUUGACCAAUACAUUCGUUUCGAAUCUGACGU